Messenger RNA from Dreissena polymorpha, 1720 nucleotides. RefSeq lists its product as uncharacterized. The record is from RefSeq and is a predicted model, not a curated record. The coding region runs from base 490 to 1347 and encodes 285 amino acids. Lineage: Eukaryota; Metazoa; Mollusca; Bivalvia; Myida; Dreissenidae. The transcript is spliced from 6 exons.
CCUCAACAUGGCUUGAAAAAAUUGAUUCUGUGAAAAAAAUGCGAGCUGUUCAACAAAGUAUGUUUGACGCGAUGAAAAAGAGAAAACCAGUUUCGUUUUAUGCAUUGGUACAGCAAGAUGACGAGGAUGUUACGGGGUUACGACAUAAAGUGGUUAUCGAGUGUCACCUCGCACAGAAAAGUCAACGCCAGCGGGAAAAAUGGAUAAAGAAGGGAUACGCAGAGCAGAACCCACCAGAGACUGGAGAGAUCAUGGCGGCACCUGGCGACAGCUUCGUUGUGGACAUUCUUGGAAACGUUCGUUUAGACGAUUGUGCCUCUGCAUUGACAAGGAAAAUACAGUUCCUGAAAAGUCGCCCAUGUCAGCAAUUGUUUACCGUUCGUCUGCAAGAAAACAUCUACGACCAGGACGAUGCGUUUGGGUACGUUAUGAUUUACAAAUCUCAAAAAGAUAAUAGCCGAGACAGACGAGAUUGCUAGACUUAGAAUUAUGGUCAAACCUCCUAGAAAGGUCGAAGAUUUACCGUCUUCUCCGGUACCGUCCGUGACAUCCGUGAGCAAGAAAAAGAAAAAGAAAUCGAAGUCUAAGAAGAACGCGCAACCACAGGAUCUAAAGAUGAAGUCCGCGAAGGAGAAGAGAAAACCCAUUUCGUUUUAUGCAUUGGUACAGCAAGAUGACGAGGAUGCAACGGGGUUACGACAUAAAGUGGUUAUCGAAUGUCACCUCGCACACAAAAGUCAACAACAGCGGGAGAAAUGGAUUAAGAAGGGAUACGCAGAGCAGAACCCUCCAGAGACUGGGGAGCUAAUGGCAGCACCUGGCGAUAGCUUCGUCGCAGACAUUCAGGGAAAUGUACGUUUAGAAGAUAGUGCCUCUGUAUUGACAAGAAAAAUUCAGUUCCUGAAAAGUCGCCCAUGUCAGCAAUCUUUUAAUGUUCGUCUGCAAGAAAACAUCUACGACCAGGACGAUGCGUUUGGGUACGUUAUGAUUUACAAGUCUCAAAAAGAUAAUACCGUCACAGACGAGAUUGCUAGACUUAGAAUUAUGGUCAAACCUCCUAGAAAAGUCGAAGAUUUACCGUCUUCUCCGGUACCGUCCGUGACAUCAGUGAGCAAGAAAAAGAAAAAGAAAUCGAAGUCUAAGAAGAACGCGCAACCACAGGAUCUAAAGAUUAAGUCCCAUAGAGGGUCAGUUCAUACUCUUUAUGAGCGAGGUGGAUUUGUGACAGAUUUCUUUGCACGCCGAGAUUCGUUGUAUAAGGCUCCUUCACAGGUGUCCAUUAAACCGCUCAAGGACGCAAAGAAAAACGGAAUUACAGAUCCAUGUGUUGUACAUAUUAGCAAAUAAAUCAAUAAACCAAUACGAUAUUAUGCAAUUGUCAGUUAAAGAUUGUCGAUACAUGUGAACUUUUACAUUUCUUUAUUUAUAUAAAAAUUGGUCUUGUAGCGAAUAAAUGCAACUCAAUGUAUUAUGUGGCUAUUAUUUUGGACAUUGUCUAUAUUUAAACAUGUUUAUGUUAGUUUUUUUCAUUCACCAUUCAAUUAACAAUGCCGAGUGUCAUCCUUUCGUUAUGAUGUAAAUACAUUGUAUUGUAUUGUUAUAGUCUUUUUAACAAGAUAUAUACAAAAUAUUGAAAAAUACAUUUUAUUUGAAAUAAAAAAUGAGAAUCAUUAAACAAAAAAUACCAAUACAUGUUUAAAAAUUUGAAACCAUAGUUGCA